CUCAGCGAUUUCGUCUGAGGGAUGCCGGAGGUGGCUGAGAUGAUGACUUGAUGCUUUGCCAUGGAUGGGUUGAGAUGCUUCAUGGUUGCCUUGGUCACGCUGCUCCUCUAUCGCCCAGGUCCACCUUGGUGCACUGCCCGACACCUGGUGCUUUGGACAGGGUUCCUGGUAUUGCUGCCCAUCUUACUGUCGGUGCCCGCAACUCUGACUUCCCCAAUAGCAGAUGACAUCUAUUUGGAGCAGCAGAACUUUUCUUCUCUUUUGCUGAGUCAAAGCAUUGUGGUUAACAAGACACACACAGCCUUAACUGAAAGCACAAGAGAUUCCAGGACAAAUACAGAGUUUCCUGAGUUAUCAUCACCAGUAACCACUCCUUUUGAAAUGACCUCAUUGGACCAAGAACGGGGGAGCAGAGCCUCAGUUCAACAAAAUGGACCAGCACUGGAUUUUUCAGUAACAAGCAAUGAAGCCAUCUUAAGCGACGAUAGUUUUAUUAGUUCAAUUUCAAAUGCACAACAGACUCCUUCACUGAAAUCUUUUGUAGAAGAUGAUCAUUUGGGUUCCUAUCCAGUAAAGCCAACUAAAGAAACACUACAGACUUUAUUGUUAGCACCUUCACUAGCUGUCUCCUCUUUGCCACUUGAUUAUGUGGGAACAUUGCAGACAACACUGCAAAGGGCUGCCUCUGUCCCUCAUAUAUCUCUCCCACACUUGAAGUCUUUUGAUGGGAUGAGUAUUAAUCUAACCCCAUACAGAGACUUGCUCAUGCCUCAGACUGACUUACAUUCUGUUGCAUUAGAAAUGGCAGAUGCAAGUAUUGGAAAAGAAGGGGAGACUUUGCCAUCUUAUCUUUUCUCUUCAACUUCUUUGCUUUUUGAUACUACUGUAGAACAGUCGCCUACAUAUCACAAUACACAAAGAACUUACACAUAUCCAGAAGCUCACUAUAGUAUCAAUAGCAGUUUAACUGGAACACUGGGUCCAAAAUAUUCAUCUGUCCUAAGCAUUCCUACUUCAUUAGCAACUAUGUUUUCAACCCAUUUUCCUUUUGUUUAUCCUCAUACCAUUUCCUACACAGAGGCACCUGCUUUCAGUACUCCUUUUAAUGAGAUGUUUUUUACACACGAACUGUCCCAGAAAUUCUCCAGGAAUUCUGCAUCAAUUUUUCCCAGCUACUCAGAAAACAAACUCAGUGAUUCCAAAAGUCCAGUGCCUUUCACUGAACCAUAUACAUCAUGUUUGUAUUGUGACUUAAUCUCAGUUUCUCCAGAAUCAUUUUUUUCAGUGCGACUCACGGAAAACGAGGUGGGUUCAGGCGAGUAUGGUGAGACGCUCUCAUUCGUGGUCUCUGAUGUAAAGAGCAUUGCAUCACUUACAUCAGAAAUGAGUGACUUCUAUGACAUGCCUGAACCCCCUCCUGAAAUCUUUGAUACUAGUUUUCCAUCAAGACCUGUUGUUUCACUUUCUUCAAGAUUUACUGAACUCUCUGAGUCAAAUUCUGUGGAAAUUAGCCUUAAAAGUAUAUUUACAUCCAUUUCCCCAUCCCAUUUCUAUAGCCAGUCUUCUGAAAUUAUAUCAUUGGAAAACAGCCUAGUUAAUUUCUCCUAUUCUGUGUCCGAAUUAGUUACAGUGGAAUCUAGUACAGGCAUUAUGGGAAAAUCGUUUUCUAAAGUGGCUAUGAUUUCUCCAGAAUCUGUCUUCAUGGAGAAUAUGAGUAUGUCUUCCAUGACAAUGGAAAAUUCAAUUUUGCUGGAAACAUCUGAAUUUAUGCCGUCAGAAAUCACACAUUUAUUUAGCACUGCACUUGAGUAUUUUGCCACAGACGACUCAGCUAUCAAUAGAUCAGACAUUGUAUCCAGCCUUUCAUUCAGACCCUUUUCCUCUGAACCAACUGAUCUGUCCCAUUUAUCAUCUGCUAUGGACACAUCUUUUCUAGCAAUGCCAAGUGAUUUAUCAACGCCUUUACCUCAUAUUUUGCCCACACUCCUUCCAUCAUCUGUGCUUUUUGACAAUUCAUCUGGUUGGAGUUCAGUUGAGCAACCAGCUAUUGACAUCACAAGUAUGGAGGCUUCUCUAGUCUCUUCAUGGCAAAGUUCAUUUUUUAAUUUAAGCUCAUCUUCUUUUCCAGUUAUGCACAGUUCUGCGGUGAUGCCAUCAUCACAUUUCUAUAUGAACUCCAUCUUACAAGAACCAACAUCAAUCUUGAUGGUAGAAUCUGAAUUUUAUUUUACCUCAGCUUUCACAGAAGCUACCUCUCACUUUGAGUCUUAUUUCACUAUUGAUACCAUGUUAACACAGCAGCUACCUGUGUCAGCUUCACAGCCUGUUUUCACCAGCAACAUCUAUGGGGAUAAUACACAUGUGAGCUUGUGGUUCACAUCAUUGCAGUCAACCCCUGUCUUAACUUUUUCACCUUUUUUGUUAACUACAGCUAUCGUUGAAGAUAGUGGUGCUACUGCUAAUUUCAGUCCAUUUUCUUCCUUCACUGAGGUACCUUCUACCACAGAUUUUUUUAAAACCACUCCUUAUACACCGUUGUCAGCAGAUAUGAACAGCAGUGUAAUUUCACCUACUGGACCAAUGGUUGUAGAGACAUCUUCAUUUGUGAAUACUGCAGUUGAAUCUGAUGUUCUAACAAAAACUAGCAUGACUGAGCAUAUUAGUAUGACAGCUUUUACUACCACCACUUCCAGUAGCAAAAUAGGACUUUCUUCAGUUACCAGUACGUCAAGUUCUUCUAUAUCCUCUUCAACCUCUAUCUGGACCCCUACACAGGUUACAGUGGCAACCAUUCCAACUACCAUGACUAAACAGCCUUAUGUUUGCGACAUUACAGUCCCUGAUAAAUACCUGGUAACAACUGAACUAGCACGGAAAUCUGUAGUACAAAAUAUCAGUGAAUCCAUCAAAGAAAUCCUGAAAAAUGAAUUUAGGAGAACGGUAGAACUAGAGGUGUACACGCUUUCUCCCAAAUUCUCUUUUCUGGUGACCUCGGGGCCUUUUGUUUACACGGCAAUUGCUGUCAUCAAUGUAUUGGUGAACAGCAGCCUUCUAUAUGGUGAAACACCUCUCAUUUCAUCAGUGCAACCAUCUCUUCCUGCUCCUGCUCUCCAGUUCCGAGUGCAAACUGUCCUUCAGUUUGUACCUCGAAGUAUUGACAUUGGGUUCUGUAACUUCAGCCAGCGCAUUGAAAAAGGACUGAGGUUUGCCUUUGAGGAGGUGAGAAAGCAUCAUCAGGAUAUUUCCAACUUCACUGUGCAGAUACUAAAUAUAACUCUGGGUCAGCCCAAAGCAGUGUUUCGGCAAGGCCCUGUGCAAAUUAUAUUUGCCGUUCGAGAGAAGCGUGGAUUCCUGAAUGGGUCUGAAGUUAGUGAACUGCUAAGAAACUUGUCUGUGGUAGAGUUCAGUUUUUACCUGGGCUUCCCAGUGCAGCACAUUGCAGAACCUGUUUAUUACCCCCAACUGAAUACUUCACACUUGAUGAAAUCUUCCUGGGUAAGAACAGUUGUUCUGGGAGUUGUCAACCAGAAAGUUGAAGAAGAAGUUUUUCAGGCUGAGAUGGAACGAAAGCUAGCCCACUUGUUGAAUGAGGCUACGGGCCGAGGGCGAAGAUGGAGAAGAGCAACUUUUGCUGGGAAGAACAUUGUGCAGAUGGUGAAUUUGUCACGCUUAGAGGAAGCCGACAGCCCAAUUAUGCUGGUCUAUUUUGUGGAAGAUCGAGAUGGGGAAAGGCUCAGUGCUGUGAAGGCAUCAGAUUUGAUUAAUAGGGUGGAUAUCCAGAAGGCUGCCAUCAUCCUGGGUUAUCGCAUUCAGGGUCCAGUGGCUCAGCCUGUAGAUCAAGUCAAAGAACCUCCUCCAGAAUCACAGAAUAAUCUAUGGAUUAUUGUUGGGGUUGCAGUCCCUGUAGCUGUGGUGCUAUUGAUAAUCAUAAUUUUAUACUGGAAGCUUUGCCGCACAGAUAAACUUGAGUUUCAGCCAGAUACCAUGAGCAACAUACAGCAGCGUCAGAAGCUACAAGCUCCUAGUGUCAAAGGCUUUGAUUUUGCAAAGCAGCAUUUAGGCCAGCAUAACAAAGAUGACAUCCUGAUCAUACAUGAACCAACUCCUCUGCCAGGACCAAUUAAAGAUGCCACACCUUCUGAAAAUGGUGACCUGCCAAGCCCCAAGACCAAGUUAUCUUCAAAGCCUUCCAAGAAUGUCCGACAUAGAGGGAGAGUUUCCCCUUCUGAUGCUGAUUCCACAGUGAGUGAGCACUCGAGUGGCAAAGAUACAGGAGAUGAGAAUGCAAGACUUCAAACAGCUGCUAAUGACGUGAAAUCUCAUAGAGUUAGCAAGACUGGAUUAAACAAAAUGGGCCCUCCGCAGAUCACUAAUGGAACGGAGCAGCCAUCUUCCGCCUCUAUCUUUGAGCAUGUGGACCGAAUGUCACGAUCCUCUGAAAUCAGUAGAAGAGUCCCUAGCAAGAUCCAACUGAUUGCUAUGCAGCCUAUCGCCAUGCCUGCAGCACAAAACCAACCCCUUUCUGACCGAGUUGCUGAAACCAACAAAAUUAAUAAGGAGAUACAAACAGCUCUGAGGCAUAAAUCUGAGAUUGAGCAUCACCGUAACAAGAUCCGGCUACGUGCCAAGCGUAAAGGACAUUAUGAAUUCCCAAUUGUGGAUGACGUGGUUAUCAUCGAUACCAAAGAACAGCAGCAGAUGUACCGCAAGGCACAGAUGCAGAUAGAUAAAAUCUUGGACCCGAGUGGCAACAUGCCAACUGUUUUCAUAGAACCCAGGAAGAGUUCCCGGGCAAAACGAUCCCCAAAGCAGCGUCGGAGGCAUCAGAUGAAUGGAAGCCCAAUGGAUGCAGACAAGGACAGACUAAUCACAACGGACAGUGAUGGCACGUAUAAAAGGCCUCCGGGUGUCAACAACUCAGCCUACAUUUCUGAUCCUGACCUUCCUGCAGAUCCCCAGACACCUUCUUCAACUGAAUUGGGAAAAUACUCAGGCCUUCCUUCCCAUGCUCUCCAAUAUGUCCCUCCUCAGCCAUCGAUUGAAGAGGCCCGGCAAACAAUGCAUUCUCUCCUGGAUGAUGCCUUUGCCCUGGUGGCUCCUAGUACCCAAGCAUCCAUCACCCAUCCUGGAGGGUCAGGAGGACAGUCAACAAGCACUCCUGUCCGGGCUCCAAGAGAUACCCCGAGCAGUCAGUGGGGGUCACCCUACAGCCAGGCUCACACAAGAUACAUGGAUUUUGGGAUGACUCCACCCUCAGCUCCAGGCCUACUGCAGAGGCAAAACCUUGGAUCUGGGUUUCUUCCACCUGUUGAAUUAAUACACCCAGAUUCGCAGCCAUCAGAUGUCCAAUAUUCCACUCGAGGCAUCUACCCAGAGGAAAUGCCAUCAGUGGCACGGCCACGACCAGUUGGAAGCACUUCAGGUUCUCAGAUACAGCACCUCACUCAGGUGGGAAUUGCUAGCAGGAUCGGAGGUCAACCAAUGGAGAUCCCCUCAGGCAGAGCAGGGCAUGGCCAGCCAGGGGAACAAGGGUGGCCCCCAUACCGCGGAGAGGAUGAAUUUGCUAGGAGAGAAGCAACACAUACACCUGGACAUCACGAAUAUUGCUCCUCACCAGUUUUCCAGAUGCCGCGGAAUUCGGCUCGACUGCCUUCAGCUCCACCUGUUCAUCUGCCAGCCAGCAACCAACAGGGCCCAGGGCUUUGCUACAACACCAGCUCCACUGAGGACCUCCAAACAGGACAUUCGUCUGCCUCCCUCAUCAAAGCAAUCCGAGAGGAGCUUCUCCGGCUCUCUCAGAAACAGACCAUUGUACAAAACUUCCACAGCUGAUUUGUUCUGUCCUUGCAAAUUAGCCAAUUAUCUGCUUCCUGUGGAAGCUUGAAUUGCAGGAAAAUCAGCAAGAGCCUGCUGUUCUUCUGUCAGAGGAGUAAACAUGUACAAUACUAGGGAUCUAUGAAGCAAGAGAAAAGAACUCUUCAG
This is a messenger RNA of Pseudonaja textilis, 5982 nucleotides long. The record is from RefSeq and is a predicted model, not a curated record. Lineage: Eukaryota; Metazoa; Chordata; Lepidosauria; Squamata; Elapidae.